Messenger RNA from Emericellopsis atlantica, 273 nucleotides. RefSeq names its product argininosuccinate lyase C-terminal-domain-containing protein. The coding region runs from base 1 to 273 and encodes 90 amino acids. The record is from RefSeq and is a predicted model, not a curated record. Gene Ontology annotation, cellular component: cytosol. The transcript is spliced from 2 exons. Gene Ontology annotation, molecular function: argininosuccinate lyase activity. Lineage: Eukaryota; Fungi; Ascomycota; Sordariomycetes; Hypocreales; Bionectriaceae.
AUGUCUUUUCAAGCCAGAUUUGCCCCCAAGGCAACUCCAACAUUGACCAAUACCCAAGGGUUGACUUGCCGUUUGUUGAGAGCGCAGAGCCGCGACGUUGCUGACUACCUGGUCCGCAAGAGUGUCCCUUUCCGCGAGACACACCACAUCUCGGGCCGCUGCGUCGCCAAGUCGAAGGAGACGGUAACACCGAUGAACGAGUUCACGUUUGAGCAGAUGAAGAUGAUUGACGAGCGCUUCGAGGAUGUGCAGGCGUUGGGGGAGGGCGGAUGA